This is a messenger RNA of Phanerochaete carnosa HHB-10118-sp, 1758 nucleotides long. RefSeq lists its product as uncharacterized. The transcript has 3 exons. The coding region runs from base 1 to 1758 and encodes 585 amino acids. The record is from RefSeq and is a predicted model, not a curated record. Lineage: Eukaryota; Fungi; Basidiomycota; Agaricomycetes; Polyporales; Phanerochaetaceae.
AUGCAGAAAGAUUGUCCUGAACAGACCGCCGUGUGGGAAGAGGACAGUGUCUCCCCGAUUGCACGGCUCCCGGGCGAGAUACUCGCAGAAGCCUUCUGUUGGCACAUCCUAGCAGUCUGCAGUGCUGCCGAACGCAAGCUGUACCCCGCCAAGGAUGAUUUCAUUUGCCCUGAUGUCAAGCCCUCUUAUGUAUCCCCUCCCGCGCCGUACUCGUGGCUCAGGAUCCGACAUAUUUGCCGCGCAUGGCGCGAGGUCUCACUGAUAUAUCCAGAACUGUCGACUCACAUCUUCCUCAUUCACCCAGAGUGCGUCCAGGACCUACUCAGCAGAUCGGGCACCCUCCCUUUGCACAUCUACAUGUCAAGCUCCAUGUUCACGUACACUCAAAUGAGCAAUGUGGCCGCAUCCUGCGGGCUGUUGUCAGCUCAUUUUGAGCGUAUCUAUUACGGCAGUGUGCCUAUCCCUGAGGAUAUAGUCUAUUCCCAACCGCAGCCUUUGAUGGGUGGGAUAUCUAGGUUGAUGGUCUUGGAGUUGAACUUUUGGAAAGCGUCAAAUCCCACUUCCCCCAUUAUUUCUAAUUUCACAUUCCCCCAACUACAGCGCUUAACCACCCGCAACGGUACCAUCGCUGCGCUCCGUCCCAUGCUUGUGUCCCAUCUUCGAGUUCUAAGGCUCUUGCAGUGUGAACCAACGUCGGCAGAAAACCUCCUUGCUAUCCUGCGACCGAUGCAACACCUCGAAGAACUCGUGCUAUCAAAUACGAUCAGUGGAGAAGCGGACUGGCGCCAGGUCCGCGACACUUACUUGCCGGGGCUGCGAGGCACGGUCGACCUCCCUCGGCUGCGGCUGCUCAGUAUCAGCGAGCGGAGUGCCCUCACAGGCAUCCCCUUUCUCUAUUGCAUCGCACAUCCGCCUUCCACCGCCAUUCGUCUCAGCUUCAAGCGGCUAUCCAGCUGGCACAUCCGGCACGGCGAGGGCGGCUGCCUGCUCAGGCUGCUGUCUGCCAAAAUCGACGCCUGGAGCGAUCUCGACGACCCCUCCCUCCGAUCUCUGCGCGUGGGCACCAGCAGAGGAGACCUCAACUUCGGCGUCAUUGUGAACGUCUGGCGUGAACGGCUCCCGCUUUCUGCUCUACAGAACUCCCCCCGCGACUCCACGUUCUUCCAGAUCUCUCUCGAUACAGACCAUAAGACGUUCAUGACUGGCCUGCUGCACCGUCUGCCGCUAGCGGAUGUGACAGCCGCGCUCAUCGUGGACUCGGCAUCGCUGUGGGAUGCCGUGGACUGGGAACAACUGCUAUCGCACCUACGGUCUGUCGAGGAGCUCACCUUGCGCUAUGAAGUCUUCUAUACAGUACAAGCCGAACCCCGCACCGCUCGAGGGCUUUGUCCUCAGCUGCAGGUGCUCCGCAUACACGAAUGCGCGGUGGACAAGCCCUACUUCGCCGUCCAGCAGCUUCCGCCAAACUAUGCCAGGCUUGCGGAGCUCGCGCGUGGCAUUGUCGCUAAUGGCGGGGAGACGCUAUCGGUGCACGCAGAGGCAGCCGACUGGGUGGGCACGGUGAAAGGGCCGCCGGCUGAGCCCCUUGGACAGGGCCCACAGACCCCGAGGCAUUGGCUUGCCACUUGGGUCUCUGAGGACUCAGGACUGCGAGCGGGCUAUGUCGACACUUGGGAAUGCGCCUCUGGGGGAACAGUAUAUGUCUGUACACUGAUGCUAUACCACUAUGAGACAAGUAUCACAUCAUUUGAGGCCUAA